AUGAGAAACGUCACACCGACGAGCGUCCCUAUUCCUGUUCAGAGUGUGGGAAAUGUUUCAUUCAGAAAGCAGACCUGCUCAAACACGAGAGAAUUCACACAGGUGAACGCCCCUUUCCAUGUUCCAAGUGCGGGAAAUUUUUCAGUGACAAAGGUAACCUUCUUAAACACCAGAGAAUUCACACCGAUGAGCGUCCAUAUCCAUGUUCGGAGUGCGGGAAGUGUUUCCUUAAUAAAAGUAACCUGGUUAAACAUCAGAGGAUUCACACAGGGGAGUGUCCUUAUUCGUGCCCAGAGUGCGGGAAAUGUUUCAACGACCAAGGAAACCUUAUUAGGCACCAGAAAAGUCACACGGGCGAACGACCCUUUUCAUGUUCAGACUGCGGGAAAUGUUUCACUCAGAAAAACAUACUUCUUACACACCAGAAAUGUCACACUGAUGGCUGUCCCUAUAGAAGUCACACGGGCGAGCGUCUCUUUCCGUGUUCAGAGUGCGGGAAGUGUUUCAUUCACAAAUGCAACCUUGUUAAACACCAGAGAAUUCACACAGGGGAGCGUCCCUAUUCGUGUUCAGAGUGCGGGAAAGGUUUCUAUGACAAGGGAAACCUUAUUCAGCAUCAGAGAAUCCACACAGGUGAACGCCCCUUUUCCUGUUCAGAGUGCGGGAAACGUUUCAUUCAGAAAGGAGACCUUAAGAAACAUCUGA
Messenger RNA from Staurois parvus, 705 nucleotides. NCBI's taxonomy places the organism in Eukaryota, Metazoa, Chordata, Amphibia, Anura, Ranidae. The record is from the annotation of a GenBank genome assembly.